AUGCGGUACCUGCGGACCUCGCGGGCGCGCGCCGCGCUCGUCACCGCGCGGACGGAGAUGCUGAGCGACGAGGAGGCCGUGCAGGAGGGGGAGCGGGCGAUGCGCGAGGAGCUGCUCCUCCAGGGCAUCGACCCGCGCCUCCUGGCGGACCUCGGCGCCAGGGUGCUCGCCGCGGUCGGCCGCGGGGCCCUGCCGGUGGAGCUGGCCAGCGGGCAGAUCCUGGCGGCCCAGCUGGCGGUGCCCCUCGGUGACGCGGGCUACGAGUACGCCGAGGCCUCGGCUCUCGCGGAGGCUCCAGUGGCGGCGGAGGAGGCGACGGAGCUUUGCUUCCUGAUGCUGGUGGGCGACAAGCCGGGCGUCGUGAGCGAGGUCGUGGAGGCCAUCCGGGAGCAUCGCAUCGACAUGACGCGUUUCGUCGCGGAGCCUCGCUGCCACGAGCUGUGCCUCAUCAUCGCCAAGGUGCGCGUCGACUGCACGCUGCGCUUUGGGUCGCUGCUGCACAGCAUCCGCUACCGCACCCAGCCGCUGCUGCUGGAGAGCGCGUGCCGGCGGAGUUGGGCGCCCCGCCCGCCCGGGGCGCUGCCGUUCCCGCGGCCCGGGCGCCGCUGGGGCCGUGGCUCCGCGAGGCGCCCGCCGGGCUGGACCCCGAGCUGGUGCAGCAGUGGAAGGCGGAGGCGCUGCAGUUCGCGCUGCCCGACCCGCGGGCGGCCGGCGGCCCGGCGGCAGGCGGCGGCGCGGCGGCCAGCCCGGCGUGAGGGGGCCGCGCCUGGCAGGGCCGAG
Molecule: messenger RNA, 780 nt
Organism: Prorocentrum cordatum
Lineage: Eukaryota; Dinophyceae; Prorocentrales; Prorocentraceae
Source: the annotation of a GenBank genome assembly